Molecule: messenger RNA, 663 nt
Organism: Penicillium pulvis
Lineage: Eukaryota; Fungi; Ascomycota; Eurotiomycetes; Eurotiales; Aspergillaceae
Exons: 1
Coding region: 1-663 (220 amino acids)
Source: RefSeq, a predicted model, not a curated record
AUGAACUCCCUUCCACUACGCACCAGAGCGUCAACGCUGCGUCUCCGCAGCCUUCAUUCACCACGCUUAAGCUCCAUCGCGGCCCCCAGGAGCUUAUCCACGCUAACAUCUGGAUACCUCCAACAAAAGGGGCCUCAGAUCAAACCCAAUCUGGGCAGCCGUAAUCACUUGAAGGCAUUACCACAAAUUACACUCCAACAAAAGGCUGUUCAAACACGGCAACACAGCACCACUUCUAAACCAACAGCGGACGCUUUAAUCGAGGAGCUCCAAGACCUCUACGAAAUAGCCAAAGAUGAAUUCGAAAUCGCUACUGAAAGCACAGACGGCGGCACAAUCUACGCAGCCUCGGACCGCGACUCGGCCCGCGAUGCCCUAAACGAGUUCUGCGCUACCUACUUCCUCUAUACCUCCCGCCCGGGCGAGGAGGAUACCGGUGUGAUUCUGCGCUCUGGGGAGGCGAUGAGUGGGACUAGGCUGCGGAAUGCAGAGGUUGUCUCCCUUGGUGAGGAUGGGGAGCAGGGGCCUGUUGUUGAUACGGCUUUUGAUCCUGCGAGUGUGGAGGAUGCUGUUAAGGACGAGGUUCGACGGAGGAUCGGACAGCGGGUUAGGGAGUUGAGGAAUGCUGUUGAGCUUUUGGAGGAGAGGGCUUAUGAGGAGUAA